Eremomyces bilateralis CBS 781.70 is the source of this 2053-nucleotide messenger RNA. Its product is annotated as putative cytochrome P450 oxidoreductase OrdA-like protein. Gene Ontology annotation, molecular function: iron ion binding; heme binding; oxidoreductase activity, acting on paired donors, with incorporation or reduction of molecular oxygen. The record is from RefSeq and is a predicted model, not a curated record. The transcript has 7 exons. NCBI's taxonomy places the organism in Eukaryota, Fungi, Ascomycota, Dothideomycetes, Eremomycetales, Eremomycetaceae. The coding region runs from base 77 to 1654 and encodes 525 amino acids.
UGAUGAAAUCUGUGUUUCCUGCGUAGCUCUCAACUUUCGAGAUUGUUGGCAAUUUUCAUUUCGAACUGCACACACCAUGGCUUUCUCAUGGAUUCUGGCCAGCAUUGUUGGCGGGUUCAUCGCUUGGUAUUGGUUUCUAAGGAGAGAUGACGGUCGCGCUCCUCUGCCACCAGGUCCAAAGGGUCUCCCUCUACUUGGGAACCUGAAUGAUUUGCCUCAGCCAGGUGUGCUUGAAGCGCACCACUGGCUCAAGCACAAGGAGCUAUAUGGCCCGAUUAGCUCCGUGACAGUGAUGGGCCAAACCAUCGUGAUCAUUAACGAUUCGCGACUGGCGUUUGAGGUUAUGGAGAAACGGUCGGCCAUCCAUUCAUCGCGACCUAAGCAGCUCUUUGCUGGAGAAAUGGUCGGCUGGGAGAACUCACUUGGCCUCUCCCCGUACAACAAUCGUUUCAGAGCCUACCGUAGGAAUUUCGCCCGGAUUAUUGGCUCCAAGCCGUUAGCCGCAGAAUUCAACGGCUUGCAACAGACCGAAGUCGGCCACUUCUUGCUCCAUGUACUUGAUAAGCCCGAUGAUUUGGUUGACCAUAUUCGAAAGGAGGCGGGUGCAAUCAUCUUAAAGAUUGCUUAUGGCUAUACGGCCGAAUCGCACAAGAAUGACCCCCUCGUCGAUAUCGUUGGUGAUGCUAUGGACAAGUUUGCCCAGGCUGCAGUGCCCGGGGCGUUCUUGGUUGACAUAAUGCCUUUCUUGAGAGACCUUCCAGACUGGGUUCCAGGAACUGGAUUUAAGAAGACCGCUCGGGAAUGGAAAGCUGCUCUCAUGGAUGUGGCUGAUAGGCCGUAUGCUUUUGUCAAGCACCGGAUGGCACAGGGGAACAACGAGAAAUCCUUUCUUUCGCAGCUGCUAGAGAAGGGUGACUCGGAUGGGGAAGAGAAAUUUAUCAACAAGUGGGCGGCGAUGUCCUUAUACGCAGCAGGUGCAGACACGACGGUGUCUGCAAUGGCGUGCUUCUUCUUAGCGAUGUCUAUCUUCCCAGACGUCCAAAAGAAGGCCCAAGCCGAGAUCGAGCGAGUCAUAGGAACAAACAGGCUCCCUACCGCUGAAGAUCGAGAGAAUCUACCGUAUAUCGCAUCCACCGUGAAAGAGGUCCUCCGCUGGCACCCUGUUGCGCCAAUGGGUCUUCCACAUGGGACCACAGAGGACGACCUCUGCGAGGGUUACCGCAUUCCGAAAGGCGCAAUGAUUUUUGCCAACGUCUGGCAUUUUACCCAUGAUCCCAAUGUCUAUCAUGACCCCAUGAUUUUCAAGCCCGAACGAUUCCUACCGAUCGAUGGCCAUGUGCCUGAGCCCGACCCGGCCACGUAUGUGUUCGGAUUUGGACGACGAAUUUGCCCCGGCCGAAUCUUAGCAGACAACACGCUGUACCUCAGUAUCGCCCAGUCUUUAGCCGUGUUCAGCAUUGGCAAACCGGUUGAGAACGGGAAAGAAGUGGAACCCGUCGCUAAAUUUGACCCUGGUGUGGUCAGCCACCCCGCACCUUACAAGUGCAUGAUCAAGCCACGGUCAAGUCACCACGAGGCCUUGAUUAGAUCCAUCGAAAAGGACCACCCCUGGCAGGAAAGCGACGGUAAAACUCUGGAGACUUUAAGCGUCUAGAAAUGUGGUAUUGCAAUAUGAACGAGCGAGAUGUUGAAGUCCUCUACAAGGGAUACAAAUUGACGACACGACCUGAAAGGGAUGGGAAAGCCUUACCCAUGUGCCCUACGAUAUAUGGCUGCUGUCACCUAAGUAUGGAAUUUCCUGUCGCAGGGUUUGCGUUUUGAUCUUCUUCCACUUGAGUUUUCCUUUUUUUCACUCCUAGCAUAUGACGAUCGCCAUGGGCAUACGUCAUGUACGUAGCCUUAUCUGCUUUGUCGAUACUUUGGGUCAGGUGGCCGCAUCACCAAUGGCGGUCCAUUUUGAGCGCUUUGUCAAAAGUCAAAACCCUAAGACACAAAACAUGAAGUCGGGUGUAUGAGUAACUGUAGGGAACACAAUACGAAGGACAUCGAUCCA